Messenger RNA from Xenopus tropicalis (tropical clawed frog), 1939 nucleotides. It is a transcript of the gene wnt4, whose product is annotated as Wnt family member 4. Gene Ontology annotation, cellular component: extracellular region. Gene Ontology annotation, molecular function: signaling receptor binding. Gene Ontology annotation, biological process: Wnt signaling pathway. The record is from RefSeq and is marked validated. NCBI's taxonomy places the organism in Eukaryota, Metazoa, Chordata, Amphibia, Anura, Pipidae.
AUCAGUCUGUCUGCGCUGCGCUUAUUCCCGGCUGAGGUCGCUGUGCAGACUUGAGCCACCUGCGAGGCAUCCCGACGAAUUGCACCAAAAGGGACUUUUUCUGCCCUGUAGAUUCGAGCUGACAGAGUGACCACCUGAGCCCCCUGAUCUGGAACCAAGCAAAUUCAUUGGCAUUGCCUUUCUGUGCCCCUCUUGUGCUGCCAGUCUGGAUUGUGCAGCGACUGUCAGUGAGAGGACAAUCAGAAGAGUCCGAAGGAAAAACCUGAUCUGAAGAGCUUGCAAUUCAUGGGAUGUGUUACAUGUAACGGGACCUUAGGAGACAGUAGACAUAAUCCGUGAGGGUCAUCAGCGACCUACUCGUUUGCAUUGGCACAUAUUGGGACCCCUACCGACUCCCAGCAGGAUGACCCCAGAAUACUUCUUGAGGUCUCUAUUGAUGAUGAUUUUAGCUGUGUUCUCCGCUAAUGCUAGCAACUGGCUGUACCUGGCAAAACUGUCUUCGGUGGGCAGCAUAUCUGAGGAAGAGACAUGUGAAAAACUAAAGGGAUUAAUUCAGCGCCAGGUGCAAAUGUGCAAGAGGAACCUUGAAGUAAUGGAUUCGGUCCGACGAGGUGCUCAAUUGGCUAUAGAGGAAUGUCAAUAUCAGUUUAGGAAUCGACGGUGGAACUGCUCAACCCUGGAUUCGCUACCCGUAUUUGGAAAAGUGGUGACACAAGGAACAAGGGAGGCAGCUUUUGUGUAUGCCAUAUCUUCAGCUGGUGUUGCCUUUGCGGUUACGAGAGCUUGCAGUAGUGGUGAUCUAGAGAAAUGCGGUUGUGACAGGACUGUGCAUGGUGUCAGCCCUCAAGGUUUCCAGUGGUCUGGCUGCUCAGAUAACAUUGCAUACGGAGUUGCCUUCUCCCAGUCAUUUGUGGAUGUCAGAGAGCGAAGUAAAGGUGGCUCCUCUAGCCGUGCUCUGAUGAACCUCCAUAAUAAUGACGCUGGCCGCAAGGCCAUUUUGAACAACAUGAGAGUAGAAUGCAAGUGUCAUGGUGUAUCAGGCUCCUGUGAAGUAAAGACGUGCUGGAAAGCCAUGCCUACUUUUCGCAAAGUUGGAAAUGUCCUUAAGGAGAAAUUUGAUGGGGCUACGGAAGUAGAGCAGAAAAAGAUUGGUUCUACAAAAGUGCUGGUUCCAAAAAAUUCUCAGUUUAAACCCCACACAGAUGAAGACCUUGUUUAUUUAGAUUCCAGCCCAGAUUUCUGUGAUCAUGACCUAAAGAAUGGUGUCUUAGGUACAACUGGACGACAGUGUAACAAGACUUCCAAAGCUAUAGAUGGCUGUGAGCUUAUGUGCUGUGGUAGAGGAUUUCACACGGAAGAGGUGGAGAUCAUAGAAAGGUGUAGUUGCAAAUUCCACUGGUGCUGCUUUGUCAAAUGUAAACAGUGCCAUAAAGUGGUAGAAAUGCACACAUGCCGGUGAUCCCAGCAGGUGGAGGAACUUUAAGGACAGUGUGUCUCUUUACACAACACCAGUCUCAUUCCUUCUACUAGGACUGGUGAAGCUCCAGUAACUGCAAAAUCCUAAAGAGGGACAAUUUUUUGUUGUAUAUAUGUGUCUUUGUUUUUUAUUUAUUGCUGGCAAACAAUGAUAAUGUGGGUCAGUAUAUCCCCAAAUGGUGGAUUUUUUUUACCUGUUGCUGCUUUUACAAGGACUGAGAACUGACCCAUUAAACUGCUGAAGGAUUGAAACUUGUAUAUUAUGCAAGAAAAUGGACAAAAAAACUGAUAAAGGAUGACCCACUAUCCGGUUUCUUAUUCCAGUGACAUUAAACUAACUUCCACCAAAAUGACCAAAAUAACUAAUUAAAAAACUUCAUUUUAUUUUUAAAUGGAAACAAAACAUGGUAGCCUAGGCAUUUUAUAUCUAUAUCAAUGUAUAUAAAAAUAUAUAUAUAUAUAU